CACGUGAACGCAGCAGCCGGCCGGGCUCAGUGCCAGGUAACGGAGACUUUGAAAGUUUUUUCUCCUCAUUAUCAUAGCCUGUGUCUUUCCUCGCCGUCACACCCCCAUGAAUACAGCAUGAAUGCUUUCUUUACUCCUCUCCCUGGAUACCUACUUUAGCAAACGUUGGGAGCUAACUUUCCUCAGAAAAAGUGAAGCCCGUGUUGCGGUUUUAAACAUCAGCAGAUGUUUCCAGUCUGACAUCCUCCUCCGUGCUGUCUGAAUGUCCCGGCCUUUGGUAGGGAGUCCAAAGAGAUGAAGCGGGUGAAGACAAACAUGGAGGCCAUACAUCUAUAGUGGCAUGAAGGACAGAAUCAUUGAAAGAUGAUGCUGAGAAAGAUGGUGACCGUGAGGAGGCUCCUCCAUGUGAAGGGAGAUGUGAUGUGCACCGUGUUUCUGCUCAUGCUGUUCUGCCUGCUGCUCUAUGCCCGCCAGGCCAUAGUCUCCUCUGGGUGGGACAGACCUGUUUGGAAGCUGGAAAUCCACGGCUCUACCAGCUCCAGCAGAACCCUGCUGGGGGCCAGUGGGGCGAAGAGCCAUGAGUCUCCAGAGUUCCCAUCCAGCUCAUCAGAGCCACAGCUUCCUCCCUGUAAGCCCCAGCCAAAGGCUAAACCUGUUCAGCCAAAGUCCAAACCUCAGGUCAAAUCCAAGGGGAAAUCCAAGUCGCGACGGAAAAGUGUAACGCCAACUAAGGCUGCUGGAAAGCUGCUGCCCACGCUGCCACCAUUUGACUUUGAGAGAUAUCUGAGAGAAAAGGACAAGAGAGACUUCAACCUGCUCAUAGACCAGCCUGAGAAGUGUCACAUCAGAGGAGCAAAGGAGGAAAAGGGAGGAGGAGGAACCAAUGAUGACGGGGCCACUGCUCCUUACAUGCUCAUUGCAGUGAAAUCUGUGGCUGCAGAUUUUGAAAAACGUCAGGUGGUGCGUCGGACCUGGGGUAGAGAGGGACUUUUCCAAAAUGGUGUGUCUAUCCGUACUGUUUUCCUGCUGGGGGUUCCCAGGAAUCGAACUUCUCUGCCUCUGUGGGAUCGUCUCUUGACCUACGAGAGUCAAACCUUCAGCGAUAUUCUGCUCUGGGACUUUGAUGACACCUUCUUUAACCUGACACUGAAGGAAACACACUUCCUGAAAUGGAUCAACAGCAGCUGUCCUCAUGUCAAGUUCAUCUUCAAAGGUGAUGCAGACGUGUAUGUAAACAUUGAGAAUAUACUUGAGAUGCUUCAGGGUCAGAAGCAUGAUGAGGAUCUGUUUGUUGGUGAUAUUAUUAUCAAUGCUAAACCAAUUCGUCGGCGCAGUUCCAAGUACUAUGUGCCAGAGUUUGUUUACGGAGGAGGUUUGUACCCCAGCUACGCUGGAGGAGGAGGGUUUGUCAUGUCGGGGCUUACGGCUCGGAAGCUGAGCACAUCCUGUCAACAGGUGGAGUUGUUCCCCAUAGAUGAUGUCUUUCUAGGAAUGUGCCUCCAGCUGAUCGGUGUCAAACCAUCACGUCACCAAGGCUUUCGGACCUUCGGAAUCCCAAGACCAUCUGCGGCACCCCACCUCCAGACAUUCGACCCUUGUUUUUACAGAGAGCUCAUGGUUGUUCACAGCCUCUCUGUUCCUCAGAUCUGGCUCAUGUGGAACCUCCUGCACGACCCCAAUCUGAGCUGCCACAACAGGACCAGCCCCACAUCCUGGCCCUUUAAGUGGAAAGAGAAAAUAAGAGAAACCGAGGUACAAGAGAUGGAUUACGGGGGGAAGCAGGUGUUUGUCACACAUUAGAGACUCUCUGCUGGGAUCUGCAUGAGCUCUUGUGAGCACAAAAUGAUUAGAAAGCAUUGUCUACGGCCAACUCCAAAGGCUUUUGUGUGUUCAAAAGCACAGCUGAGCCUUAUGAGACUUUAUCCAAGCUGGCAGAUCAUCUUUGGGGAAAUGAACUGGCGAAGGCCAAAUGUGCAUCAGAUUUUUCAGAGAGGAAACCCGAAAGAGAAUUUAGGCUUUUGCCAAGAGCGCCCAUCUGUGCUUUCAUCUCUUUGUGAACAACCAUGCAGCAUGUCCUUGAUCUGCAAAGAUUAUUGUGUGAUAAGUUGAACCUCACUGGACUCUUGAAUGUUUUGUCUUCAGAAUGUAUUGUGUUAUAAUUGUUUACACAGAGACAUACUUACAGUAGCUCUACAUGGACAAAAUGAUUCAAUGCGGGUAGCUGGUUUAACCCAUCCAUGCAUGAAUGUAUGUGUGUGUCUGAGACCACAGCAUUGUUGAUAAUCUAACAUUCAUUGGACUGUGUGGACAGCCAGGACUGGUAAUGGCUGCGAGUACUGUAUGAGUGAAAAAGACUGCAGGGACUCUGUGUCCUCGUCGUGAAUUACUUGCAGAGAUGUACCUCACUUUGUAACGCUGGAUAAAGGCACAAAUGGACUGUCCCAUUAUCUGUCCCCUAGAGGAAAAGAGAAAGAAGCCUAAAUGGAAACCAGCCGUGCAGUGGGAACCAGCUGGGACCACAGCACAAACACACACACACACACAGAAAAAAACAUCUGCUGUUGUUUGUGAGAAAAGCCUGGUAUACGAGGUGUCAGGCAUUUGUCAUGUAACACUCAAGCUUUAACUACAAGUUCAAUCAUGAUUUGAUUUGUCAUUUAUUAACAUGUAUUAGGUCCACUUAUACAGAUUACAAUUUUACAUCUUUUCAACAGAACAAGGCCACAACUGUAGACAGACGCAAACUUCUGUGCCUCAGUACUGAUACACAGAGCAGCCUUGAACUAACCAGGGCUGAACAGGCUCAGAGUAAUAGAUAAUAAAUAAUAAAUAUAAUGUGAAGAAAUAGUUUGAUCAUGAUGGAUCAAUCUGUGCCAAGAAAACGUCAGUCUCGCUGUGGAGGAGCAGAUUCAUGACAAAGCUGAAGGCUCUGAGUUCAGAAGCGAUGUCUCAGCUUUGGCUACAAGUGUAGGUUCACAAACAACCGAGAGGUAUUUAUUGGCAUGUCUGCUGUCCAGCAAAACAACAUGAUGUCUGAGUCCUUUCAGUAAGUAAAGUAAGAUGUUGCAACCUCAGUGUAUGACUGAAGACUGUAGUCUACGGUGUGCAUGCACAGUGCAGUGUGUGAAUAUGUGUCAUUGAAAGUUGUGGACAAAAUUGCCAUGUUUUGGUGUUGCGUCUAUUUUUUUAAGGAGGGGAAAUCAACAGGUGGGUUGGAUCCAAAUAGUGAAUGUUGCAGGAGCUGAAGGUCAGCUGCCUUUUGUUUGAACAACGACAAUAAACCUCACAAAACGUUAAGUUUAUAACAACAAAACUCAGAGCCACUGAGGACAGAACAGAUUGGGAGGCAGGCUGCCUAUCUCCCAAGCAUUAAACAGUCUGUCUUUGUGACUAAUGAAAGAACCAUUCUGCCAGGCUGGAACACAAAACAGAUGUUGAGGUUUUGCUAAAAGUCAAAAGUUAAAGUUGUUAGUCUGUAUCUGAGAUUUUGAGGUUGAAUAAAUUAAGAAACAAA
Messenger RNA from Notolabrus celidotus (New Zealand spotty), 3514 nucleotides. RefSeq names its product UDP-GlcNAc:betaGal beta-1,3-N-acetylglucosaminyltransferase 9 (gene b3gnt9). Bases 364 to 1800 code for a protein of 478 amino acids. The transcript is spliced from 8 exons. Gene Ontology annotation, cellular component: membrane. Gene Ontology annotation, molecular function: hexosyltransferase activity. Lineage: Eukaryota; Metazoa; Chordata; Actinopteri; Labriformes; Labridae. The record is from RefSeq and is a predicted model, not a curated record.